Molecule: messenger RNA, 1029 nt
Organism: Malassezia sympodialis ATCC 42132
Lineage: Eukaryota; Fungi; Basidiomycota; Malasseziomycetes; Malasseziales; Malasseziaceae
Exons: 2
Coding region: 1-1029 (342 amino acids)
Cellular component (GO): COP9 signalosome
Source: RefSeq, a predicted model, not a curated record
AUGCGGCCAGAGACAGGCGCGCCGCUCGACCUGGGCGCGUACCUGGGCGCUUGCGCCGGCUGGCCGCGUGUGCAACGCCUCAUGUACCUAAUGGAACAUGAUGCGGCGUGGCGCGUACCUGCGGCGACCGAGGCCGCGCACCUCCUGCAAGAGACAUGGGACACGGAGCGGUUCCGUGAGGUAUGUACGGUGCGCGGCACGCCGUGCACGCCAGACGAGGACGCGUGGAUCGCAGACACCGAGGCGAGCAUGCAGGAAACACGCGCCGUCCUCCUGGCCGACUUGAGUGCGUGCCAGGUGAAUGGCCCUCGCGAAGCCAUACGCCGAGCGCACAUGGCAUUGGGAGACCACUAUCGGCACUGCGGGCGCUUCCGCGACGCGCUCGCCCACUAUGAGAGCGCGCGUGAGUACGCCGCUGAGCACGAGUCUAUUUUGCGGGCCGAGCUCGGUGCGAUGGAGACGGCGUGGGAUGCUGCGGAGCCAUCGCGCGUGCUGGGCCAUGCCGAUCACGCAGACACCGCGCUCGACGCGCACGAGCGAGUGGGCCAUGCGCCUCGGUCGGUGCGCACGCGCAUCCAUGCGUUCCGCACUCUUGCGCACUGGGCGCUCAUGGAGCCAACGAGUGCGCCUACGUGGCCCGAGCCACUGAGCGAGCCGCUCGAGGCAUACAGCGAUGUGCUUCCGCCCUUGUCCUGCGCGUGGUAUGCGGUGCUAUGGGCACUCGGUGCGCCGCCCGCACAGCAGCAGUCGCGCACAGUGCAGCUGCAGCGCAGUGCGGCGUUUCGUGCGUGGACGGCGCACGCACCGGCACCGGCGCACGCGCUUUCCGCAUAUAUCCGAGGUGCAUGGACGGAGUGCGUGGCCCACCUGCACGACGCGGUGGCCGUGUGGGCGCACGAGCCCCCGCUAGGCGCGGCGCGUGCAGCCGCAUGUCAUGAGACUGUCUUGCAGCAGCUGAUCGCACGGUAUCUCGGCGCAUAUCGCCGCCUCACGCUCCAAGCGCUGGCGCACGUACCGUCGACGUACUAA